Molecule: messenger RNA, 2352 nt
Organism: Cylindrotheca closterium
Lineage: Eukaryota; Bacillariophyta; Bacillariophyceae; Bacillariales; Bacillariaceae
Source: the annotation of a GenBank genome assembly
AUGGCACCAUUGGCACCAAAAAGCAAAGCGCCCACCAAAAGAUUCUACUUCAUCGUUAUCGUUGCAAUAGCAUGUACACACAUAUUUGACUGGAGUCCAUCCAGUUAUGCUUUUUAUUCUGAAAAUACUACGAGUAGUGGUGGUGGUGGAAGCGCCCAGGGGCACCUCUCCUCAAAACCUCAAUGGAAUCAUCGUGCUGCCGUGGAAGAAAAGAGUCAGUCAAAAGACACAUUUGAAGCGGGCAUGUCGGAACAAGACGUGAAUUUGAAUGCAGAUGAGGAAGAAAGUCAGGAUGAAGACAGUCCGUCUGAGUCUAAGUCUGAACAAGACUCGGAUGCCAGUUUGGAUUCGGAUGAGCAUGAUGAAAAUCAGGAUCAAAAGCAGGACGGAGACUCAAACCAAACGCAGGAUGAGUCUCAGUCAGAAGGGGAUGCGAAUUUGGAUUCGGAUGAGCAUGAUAAAAGUGAAGAUGCGAAUUUGAAUGCUUCAAGUACGGAUGAGGGUGAAAGUCAGAAUAAUACUACAAGUACAGAAGAUGAGGAUGAAAGUCAGAAUAAUGAAGGCACAAUUCAGUCUCAGGCUCCAUCUGAGACGCCAGCUGAACAAGAUACGGGUUUGAAUACUACAACAAGUGAGGUUGAGAAUGGUGAAAAUCAGAAUGAUGGCAUCAUUCAGCCUCAGACGAAUUCGUCCGAAUCUCCUUCUGAACUAGAUACAAAUGGUGUGAAUACUCCAGGUCCAGUCGAGGAUGGAAGUCAUAGUGAAUUGGGUUCAAGUACGGGUACACCGAGUGCAAUCGAAAAGUGGAAACAACUAUGGAGAGACAACAUACCUGAAAAUGCUACCGUCAACGCCUUACCAGAACCGACGGCGAGUCGAAUACUAUCCUUGAACCACACCCUGUAUGGUAAAUCGGCAACACAAAGAGAGGUCUUCACCAGCCUUGUUGACGCAUUUCCUCUCCCAAAACAUGAAGAUUCGAUCGCAGUGUACAGUGAAGAGGCGUACAACAAGCUUAUAUCCAAGUUGUUACAGACAGACAAACCUGAUCGCAAGUUCAAAAUUGUUGCUACUGGUGGCUCAACGACAGCAGGGGGUGGGAAGCCACCCGUACUCGAUAAAGAUCGGUAUUACUCCAAACUUGCUGACUACUUGAAUAGCAUGCUCUCAAUCAAUCAAACAGGGACACAGCAAACGAUUGAAUAUAUACCUCAAGGCCAUGGUACCCGCAAUUCGCUCCAUGCUGCUGUGCUACUCGACAAUUUUAUUCCUUCCGACACUGACUUGUUACUCUGGGAGUUCUCGAUUAACGACGCAGCCGACCCAGAUCUAAAGAACAAAGAGGCGGUGUUGAGUACCUCGAAACAAAGCUUCAUUGCUUGGCUUCACGAGAUCAGCGCAAUGAAAGAGCCUCCGAUGGUAGUGCUGCUUUAUUACUGGAAUUCGCCUUAUCGUCGAAAUCGGACAACCCAUGAGAUUAUAUGUGAUUCAUAUGAAUCACACGGUGACAUUGCUCGACAGUUUCCGUUUGUUGUCGGUCAUUUGAACAUGGCAAAAUACGUUGACGAAGAGCUGAAUCUCUCAACCUGUGGGCUUUAUCGAAAAUGUCCACUUCUUAGUGAUCAGCACCAUGCCAGCAGAAUUGGUCACGUGGCGACUGCUUUUCUAUUGCUAAACGUGCUGAACCCUUGGUUUGCUUCUCAAUCCGCGGCUGCUGCAAAACAACGAACAUUCCUUGAUGAUACAAAACAUGAAUGGACUUGUGGUACAGAGACGGACGCCAAACGACUUUUACAGAGUGUCAUAACCAACUCAUCCACUGGGUGGAAAUCAUCCAUUGGCAGCUGGACGCUGGAGAUACCUAUAUACAAUCAAGAGACUCCAAGGAGUCUUGUGCCUGGCAAUCCAUUGGAAGGCAUUGAGCUGAUAUCAAAGGCGAGUGAUAUUCGGCAAGAUAGACAACGGUGCAUAUCCUUGAACCAGUGCGGCGCAAAUAACACAUUUUACUUGAAAGCUCCAUUUGAACAACCAAUGCGAAAUGUCCGAGUGAUGCUCAUGAGCUUCAGAACCAAGGGCCUGGGCCGCCCAUUGAGCACCAGUGAAAUCAGCGUCCAACUCAACGACUCGAAUACAUCCGCACCUGGAGAGCUUGUACCAAUGAUGGUUUACAAGAAACCAGAGAUAGUCAAAGAGUGGCAUUGUCAUUUUUCGUGCUCAUGUGCUUGGGGCACAAAUGUUGACCUCUACUGGUAUAUUCUGAAUACCUCCGAGCCAGCUGUGCAUUCCGUCCGAAUGUGCGUACCUCCCCGUGUAAAUCGAUCACCCAAAAUACAGUCCCUUGCAUUUUGGUGA